AUGGAUAUUUUUAAUAAACCUUACUACAAAACAACCAAAGAUUUCACUACUUUGAUUGGUCGGUGGCCGUACAUGCCUCGGAUGCGAAGUUUAAUGAUAAUUACCCUCUUAUGGACUGUACUUCUCCUGCAAGCUAUUCCACAAAUUAUUGCCAUGGUCAUGCACUCUAAUGACCGAGAAGUAGUGUUAGAAGCUCUGUCGGCAUUUGCUGUAGAUUGUCUGCUUGCCGCUAAAUAUUUGAACGCGAGUUAUCAUGCAGAAUUGAUCAGAAAUUUAUUCGAUAGAGUACAGAGGGAUUGGAAGUUACUGAUUAAUGAUGAAGAGAAACGUAUUUUACAAUAUCAUUCAGAAAUAGGAAAGUUAUUGGUAACUGGGUACACAGCAUUUUUAUCCGCAUCGGCAACGAUAUUCAUAAUGGAACCAAUUGUACCAAGGUUAUACAGCUUUUUUUCAAAAUCCAAUGCAUCUGUUCCACUUCGAUUUGCCCUUCCGUUAGAAUACGUAAUAUUCGAAAAAGAAAAUUACUACUGGCUGAUGCUGGCCAUCUCUAAUACGUUUGUUGCUAUAAUAAUAUUUGGUUUUAUUUCAUGCGAUCUUAUUUUCAUCACAUUACUGCAGCAUAUUUGCGGGCAAUUCGCUGUUUUGGG
Cotesia congregata is the source of this 647-nucleotide messenger RNA. The record is from the annotation of a GenBank genome assembly. Lineage: Eukaryota; Metazoa; Arthropoda; Insecta; Hymenoptera; Braconidae.